AACGUUUUAAUAUGACUUCGUUUAUUGGCAAAAAAAAAGUUAUCAGUCAAUUCCAUAUUCUUCGAUGGUUAUUUUUUGUAGAGUUGUUAUCUGCAAUGGAGUGGGGGAAAAACUGUGAGAUCCAGAAAAUGGUGCCCCCUUCACUGCACUGGUGGGAUGGAAGUAAAUGAAGUCGGCAUUCCCUAAUAAAUCAGCGCACCAACCGCUGUACGCUAGCGUGAGAGGCUGAGUGGAGCGCUGGUGCCGGCGGUGCGUGCCCUGGUGCACCGCAUCACACUCGACCACGUCCACGCAUCAUGGCCCGCCGCCCGCCGCUAGUGCCACACUUUCACUAGCCACCCGCACCCGCAGCUCUUGGCCUCUUGCCGCCGCACCAUGCCUGCGCAUCCGACUCCUGCUGCGCACUGACCCGCCCCGCCCCGCCCAGCUAGAGGACGACAGCGCCGCCAUGCGCCCGCCGCGCAGACGGCCGUCGCCUGCUCCUUCGGCCGCCUCGCCUUCGGGCGCCAUCAGCUCGCCACCUUCUCCCUACGCGGCAUUCGCGCCGCUGGGACCAGGUCCGGCGCCCGAGCCGUCUGCCGCGGCGGCGGCGGCGUCGUUCGCGGGCAGCAGGCGUCGCGGAGGCGCCGGAUCGAGCCUGAGCCCGCCGCUCAUCGCGAUGCUGGCGGUGGUGGGCGCGGCGCUGCUGGUGGUGCUGUACGCGCGGCUUGUGAGCCGCGUGCUCCGCGCGGCGCGGCGUCGGUGGCGGCGCCGCCGCCUGCGGCUGCUGCUGAUCCCGGGCUCCCCCUCGGCGCGCCGCAGCGGGGACGACUCCUUCGCGUCCUUCACCACCUACGACAACUACUACCACACCUUCUCACCCUACUACGGCCUGGACGACGCCGUCAUCAAGUCGCUGCCGUCGGCGCAGUACCUGGCCGGCGCCGGCGCGUCGUCGCGGGGCUCCGGCGCGUCGUCGCGGGGCUCCGGCGCGUCCAGGGAGUGCGCGGUGUGCCUGCUGGAGUUCGCGGACGGCGACGAGCUGCGCACGCUGCCGCACUGCGCGCACGCGUUCCACGCCGACUGCAUCGACGUGUGGCUCCGCGCGCACGCGUCCUGCCCACUCUGCCGCGCCGCCGUGGCGCUGCCGCCGCCCGUGCCAUCGCCGCCGCAAAGGGCGGCGCGGCGGACGCGACCCAGCCUGGACGACCUGCUCUUCUUCCACCCGGUACCGCAGCCGCUGACGGCGGCGGCGGAGAUCGCGCCGGCCAGCCCGGACCAGCAGCUCGCGGCCGGCGCCAGGGAUUUCCUGCUCAAGCGCUCCUACUCAUUGGGCUUCGAGCGCAGCCUCGCCUUGGAGGCGGCGUCCACGGCGUCCCCUCCGUGGCGCUACCGCGUGUCCGCCGCAGCCGACGGCGCGGCCUCCCGCGGUCGCGGCUUCUGGAGCAAGCGCUGGCCAUCCCCGUUCGGCGGCGGCGGCGGCGGGGGCGCGGGCGGAUCCGCGGCCGCCCGCGUCUUCUCCUUCCGGUCGUACUACCGCGGCGCGGCGUGCAAGCCGUCCCCGUUCUCGCGCCGGUGCCGCGGCGGGAGCGGCUUUUUCAUGUCGCUGGCGUCGGAGCCCCCGGCGAUGCGGAGCCGCGCGGCCGCCGCUUCGAGCCGGCUCCGGUGCGGGGACCCUGAGGCGCUGCUCUCGCCGGACCGGCUGAGCCGCUGAGGCAGACGGGGCCGGGAUCGGCGGCGGUGAGCGGAUCUCGGUCUCCGGCCCGCUCCGGGCUCCAGGCUGCGGUCCUCCCCUCGACCGUCGUGGUGGGUGGGCCUGGCGCCUGCGUGGAGACGGGGGGCUGGCAGUAAUGGCGCGAUUAAUGCGAGGCCCUGCCGCGGUUUUAAUGGCGGGAGGACGUGUGCCCAGACCGCGUGGUGUCGCACUGUCGCUUCUGCUUCCUGCAGCCAGCUAGCAGAGCAGCUCAGGGCCCCUCACUCCCACUGGCCACUUCGCUUUGGCUCGGCUCGGCUCGGCUCCGUGUCAUCACCUUUUCAAAUCUUCCUCGCUUCCGUCCGCACCGCUGUCACUUUUUCAAAUCUCCUCGUCGUCGCCCGGCUUGACCAAGGGCAGUGCAGGCGUGUAGGGCUGGCGGCGCACAAGGAUGUCUGGGCCGUCCGAUCAGAAAACGACGGCAUCCCGGUGGAGCCUUUGUUUUCUCGCCGGACGGCUCGUAGUCAUAGGCGGGAACGGGUCAUGCUUCAACCGUUCGGGUUGUCUCUUGAUUUCGACUCUAUUUCCACGGUGCUAAGUACUAUAUUGUAAUAAUAUUAUUAUACGAACUUGUUUUUUGUAAGUUAUAAAACGCAAAGGGAGGAUUCCGGCUCGGUUGGAUUUUGCUGUU
Molecule: messenger RNA, 2363 nt
Organism: Zea mays
Lineage: Eukaryota; Viridiplantae; Streptophyta; Magnoliopsida; Poales; Poaceae
Product: RING-H2 finger protein ATL65
Exons: 1
Coding region: 449-1693 (414 amino acids)
Biological process (GO): protein ubiquitination
Molecular function (GO): transferase activity
Source: RefSeq, a predicted model, not a curated record